Messenger RNA from Coffea eugenioides, 2316 nucleotides. RefSeq names its product F-box protein At4g18380-like. Lineage: Eukaryota; Viridiplantae; Streptophyta; Magnoliopsida; Gentianales; Rubiaceae. Bases 330 to 1592 code for a protein of 420 amino acids. The transcript has 2 exons. The record is from RefSeq and is a predicted model, not a curated record. Gene Ontology annotation, molecular function: protein binding.
CCAACCUUUAUCCCAGCACUCGAAUUAUAUCCUCCUCUUUUUGCCUUCUCUCUUGAUCUCUAUCCCCUCCCUGUCCCCAUAUCCACCAAAUCCAAAGCUGCGUUUCUCCAUCACCAUCCAAACAGCCCCUGCCCCUCCAAAACCACCUUCCCCCAACCCCGAGAGUUACCUAAAAUUCUCCUCUUUGGAUCAUCAAACCAGCCCAGAUCUCCCAUGUCUUCAGUCUCAGAUCCAUAAUAUUUCUGGUUUGUCCAUCCUGCCCCCUCCCGCCACAGCUUCCUAGACGUGUACAGCAGGGUCAGUAUCGUCCUUGAGAAAUUAGUACUGAGAUGGGAUCCAUAAGAGCAGAUCUGAGCACUAAAAUCUUCCCGGAACCGGUUGACCACUUCGACCAGUUGCCCGAUUCUCUCCUCUUGCUGGUUUUUAACAGGAUCGGCGAUGUGAAAGCUUUAGGUCGAUGCUGCCUGGUUUCGAGGCGCUUUCACACUCUUGUUCCCCAGGUUGAAAACGUCGUCGUUCGGGUGGACUGCGUCAUUUCCGACGAUGAUCCCUCGUCGUCUUCCUCCUCCGGGAACAGCCCAACGAGCUCGUCGUCGUCCUCUGCCGCCGACAAGUCCCGCUCCUUCCUCCGCCUCUUCCUCUCGUCCCUCCUCAAACCGAUUCAGUCGUUUACGCAGUUCAUUAACCCUAAUAAACGGCCGAUGUCUUCCGUCAGCCACGAUUACGCCGGCAACGGUGAUGAUGACUUUGACCACAGCAGCGUUACCCACCACUCUCCCACCCAAGUACUCAAGAACUUCAAUGAAAUCAGUUUCCUUCGCAUCGAACUCCCCUCCGGUGAGCUCGGCAUCGACGAUGGUGUUUUGCUCAAGUGGCGAGCUGAUUUUGGGUCCACCUUAGAUAACUGCGUCAUCCUCGGGGCAUCAUCGAUCAUCAAGAACUACAAGAGCAGCGCCUGCGAUGAUCAAAUUAGCAAUUGUAACAAUAUUGUUGAGCCCGUUAGAGCCCAUGAAAAUAAUGGUAAUGAUAAUAGUAAUCACCCUGCUAAUACUGAUCAUAGUAAUAGUAACAAUAGUAAUUCGAAUGAGAGCGAUAAUGGGAGCAUACCAGAGUCUUUUUACACGAAUGGGGGAUUGAAAUUGAGGGUGGUAUGGACAAUAAGUUCGUUAAUCGCGGCAUCAGCCCGGCAUUAUUUGUUGCAGCCAAUAAUUGCAGAGCACAAGACUUUGGAUAGCUUGGUUUUGACUGAUGCGGAUGGGCAAGGGGUUCUGUGUAUGAAUAAGGAGCAGUUGGAGGAGCUCAGGGUGAAGCCUUUAUCGGCUUCUUCUGCAUCGAAGAGGACGUUGGUGCCUGCGUUGAAUAUGCGGCUCUGGUAUGCGCCACACUUGGAAUUGCCUGAUGGGACGGUGCUCAAGGGAGCGACCUUGGUGGCUAUUCGGCCGAGUGAGCAGCAGCAGUUGGCGCCUAAGAAGGAUGUAGCUGCUGCAGCAGAUGGGAGUUGGGUGGGUGCUGCAUUUGAGGAGCCUUAUGGGACUGCUGCCAGGAUGUUGGUUAAAAGGAGGACCUAUUGUCUCGAGAUGAACUCAUUCUGAUCGAUUUGGUGGUCUUUUGUUGAACAAAAGAAGUGAAGAAUUUUGGGGGGAAACUGCAGCCUUUUGAGUUUGGGAUUUCCAUAUCCUGGAAGGAAGAAAAAACCCACCCACAAUUUUACUGCUUGGUCACUAUGAAUCAAUUGAGCAUCCCCAUGUUACUUCUUACACGAAGAAAAAGCCACUAGUUGGGACAUUCUGUGGAUUCUUUGUUGGUCUCCCUUUGUUUAAGCUGAUCGAUGAGACAAGCCACUUGUUGGGGUGACAACGAGACUGAAUUUGUCUCCCUUUUUCUAUAAACGAAUGGAUAUAGGCAUCUGCUGUUGUCUUAAUUCUGCCAAUAUGUUUAUGAAAGUGCACAAGAUGCUUUUGUAUUGCUGCUGCUGUUAGAGUUUUUGUCAUUAACCCUGUAGUACAAUAAUUAGUUUUCUGCUAUACCAUCUGUGAAUAUUGUAGGCAAUAACAUUGUUUUCUGUUUGUGCAAUGCCUUGGAGGUUCAUCUGGCACUAGUGCUGCGCUGUAUUGGACUAUCUUUCUUCCAUUAGUUGUGUGCCUAAAAUGUUGGAGGCAGUGAAGGGUGAACAUACAUUGUAUUCUAGAUACGCAAGUACUGCAAAUCCCAGCGCACCAUUGCCAUCCGAGUGAUGGUAAUCCUCGAUGUAACCUGCCAAACAAUUGUUGCAGCCUUGCAGGGCGCCUUGUGCUUCAUGGACUUUGUUUUCUACCA